GGAAGAAACAAGCGCAUUUGGCUCGGAACAGUGCAUUUCCAGCUUGAUGUCGUGAUUGGUGUUACACAAAUAUGUGUCCGGUUGUGACUGUGAACAGCUUCCUGUCUGUCAGAGGACGAAUUGCUGCACGGUUAUUCGAUAGCUGACCGUGUGGUGGUCUGACAGGUGUCCAACAUGGACUGGGUCGGUUAUGGUUAUGCAGCUCUCAUCGCUUCAGGAGGAGUGUUUGGAUAUGUGAAAGCAGGCAGUGUUCCCUCCCUGGCUGCUGGUCUGCUCUUCGGCAGUGCUGCAGGCUUUGGUGCCUACCAGGUUUCCAAUGACCCUGCCAAUAUUUGGGUGUCGCUUGCAACAUCCGGUGCCCUGACCGGGGUCAUGGGAAAGAGGUUCUACGCUUCCAGGAAGUUCAUGCCAGCUGGUUUGAUGGCCGGAGCCAGUUUGCUGAUGGUGGGGAAACUCAGUCUGGCGCUGUUCAACAAACCUGUUCAGUCCUGAAGAUCACUUUGUUAAAGUUAACCCUUCUAUAAAAGUAUAGCACUGUUUGUAUAAUAAAAGAAUGAACCCAUCUGU
This is a messenger RNA of Synchiropus splendidus (mandarinfish), 567 nucleotides long. It is a transcript of the gene tmem14ca, whose product is annotated as transmembrane protein 14Ca. The transcript is spliced from 5 exons. The record is from RefSeq and is a predicted model, not a curated record. Gene Ontology annotation, biological process: regulation of heme biosynthetic process. Gene Ontology annotation, cellular component: mitochondrial membrane. Lineage: Eukaryota; Metazoa; Chordata; Actinopteri; Syngnathiformes; Callionymidae. Bases 175 to 492 code for a protein of 105 amino acids.